Loxodonta africana (African savanna elephant) is the source of this 4751-nucleotide messenger RNA. It is a transcript of the gene BCL2L2, whose product is annotated as BCL2 like 2. NCBI's taxonomy places the organism in Eukaryota, Metazoa, Chordata, Mammalia, Proboscidea, Elephantidae. The transcript has 4 exons. The record is from RefSeq and is a predicted model, not a curated record. Bases 1441 to 2022 code for a protein of 193 amino acids. Gene Ontology annotation, cellular component: mitochondrial outer membrane. Gene Ontology annotation, molecular function: protein homodimerization activity; protein heterodimerization activity. Gene Ontology annotation, biological process: negative regulation of intrinsic apoptotic signaling pathway; intrinsic apoptotic signaling pathway in response to DNA damage; extrinsic apoptotic signaling pathway in absence of ligand.
UUGGUAUAUAUGUAUGUAAAGCCAAAAACCAAACCUGUUGCCGUUGAGUUGAUUCUGACUCAUAACGACCCUAUAGGACAGAGUUGAACUGCUCCAUAGGGUUUCCAAGGAGCAGGUGGUGGAUUCAAACUGUAGACCUUUUUUGUUAGCAGCCAUAGCUCUUAAGCACUGUGCCACCAAAACCAAAAAUCAAACUCAUUGCUGUAGAGGUGAUUCCAACUCAUAGUGACUCUACAGGACAGAGUAGACCUGCUUCAUAGGGUUUCCAAGGAGCGGCUGGUGAAUUUGAACUGCGAGCCCUGGUGGCGCAGUGGUUAAGAGUUCAGCUGCUAACCACAAGGCCUGCAGUUUGAAUCCACCAGCUGCUCCUUGGAAAUCUAUGGGGCAGUUCUACUCUGUCCUACAAGGUUGCUAUAAGUCAGAAUCAGCUCGACAGCAUCGGGUUUUUACUGUAUCACCAGGGCUCUGUAUAUAUGUAUACACACAGAUAUAUAAACACAUUUUAUAUAUGUAAAAUCCAAAAGAAUAAAUAUCAACCUUAACAUUGGGGACCUUCAGGAAGGAGGUGGGAUUGUAGGUGGGUGGGGAGGGAGUGAGGUUGAGGACAUGUACUUUUUCCUCUGUACUUCUGUAUUGUUUGCCUUUCUCAUAACAAGAAGGAGUUCAUGUGUUGAGUAAAAAAAAAAAAAAAAACUAAAUCAUCUGAUUACAAAAAAAUAAAGAUGAAAAAAAGUCGCCUUCAUGUACUGCUUGUGAUCAAAGUCCAGGCUCCCUGAUGCCUGGCCAAAGCCCCAGCCCACGAACUCACUCGAUUAAAGGCCUUGGAGAAAAGAGGAUGGGAAAGACUCAGUGAUCGUCUAUUAGUCCUGCAAGGGAAAGGUACCUGGCCUGUGGUUCACAGGGUAAAGGCAACUGCUUCUCUUUUCCAGGCACCCACUCCCACUCCAGGACUGGAAAAGUUCAACAAGUAUGUGAAACAUGAGAAACCUUCUGGAAAUAUUGCAUUUGCUCUGAGAUUUCCCAGGGUCCAGCGCGCUUCUCUGGACAGCCUUGAGACUCACGAGCCCAGCCCGGCCCAUGGUGUUCUCCUCGCCCUGUUCUCCCUUACCUUCAGUGGCCUUCUCUUCCCUAGUUGUGGCCCUUCCCAGGCCUGCGUCCCAGCCCCGCCCCUCUCUCUGGACGCAUCUCUGGGCCCCAUCAUCACCGGGCGCCAGGCCCUCCCCCUCUCCCUCCCUCCUGCUCCCCCUUCCUCCUCCUUCCUUCCUUCCCUCCCUUCCUCCCUCUCUCCCUCCCUCCCAGCUCCUGCACCAGGAAACGGCCGGGAUCCCGGCAGCGGCCUGACCCGGCUCCACGCUGGCCGGGAGGAUGAAAGGCCCCAGCUGGGGGCUUCUUGCCACCGGUGCUGGGUCCUAAGAGCUGCCAUCCAGGCUGGCCGCCCGCAUGGCGACCCCAGCCUCAGCCCCAGACACACGGGCUCUGGUGGCAGACUUUGUGGGCUACAAGCUGAGGCAGAAGGGUUAUGUUUGUGGAGCUGGCCCCGGGGAGGGCCCAGCAGCUGACCCGCUGCACCAAGCCAUGCGGGCAGCUGGAGAUGAGUUCGAGACCCGCUUCCGGCGCACCUUCUCUGAUCUGGCAGCCCAGCUGCAUGUGACCCCAGGCUCAGCCCAGCAACGCUUCACCCAGGUCUCUGAUGAACUCUUCCAAGGGGGCCCCAACUGGGGCCGCCUUGUGGCCUUCUUUGUCUUUGGGGCUGCUCUGUGUGCUGAGAGUGUCAACAAGGAGAUGGAGCCACUGGUGGGACAAGUGCAGGAGUGGAUGGUGGUCUACCUGGAGACGCGGCUGGCUGACUGGAUCCACAGCAGUGGGGGCUGGGCGGAGUUCACAGCUCUAUACGGGGACGGGGCCCUGGAGGAGGCACGGCGUCUGCGGGAGGGGAACUGGGCAUCAGUGAGGACAGUGCUGACGGGGGCUGUGGCACUGGGGGCCCUGGUAACUGUAGGGGCCUUUUUUGCUAGCAAGUGAGAGAGCCCAGGGCCAGAUGGGACUAGGUGUGGUGAGGGAACCGGAGAGCAGGAAGAAAACAGAGAAAUGCCCUUGGACAAGUGGGGUGAAUGGAUGGGCCAAGAAUGGAGUGAGCAAGGGAAGGGUAGGGUGUGAGGGAGCUGAAUGUAUCAGGCAGGUGGCUGGAGGGUGAGUUGGAGACAUUGGGGAAGGUAUUGGAAAGAUCUGAGGGCUAGGAGGUGGAGUCAUUCCAGGGAUGGGGGGAGGUGGGAGGGAUCAUGCCUAUAGGCGUGGGCACAUGACACUGUUCCUGGAGCUUGGUUUGCAGCCCUGAGGAAGGGGAGCUUGCAUAAGGGAUGAGUGGGAUUUGGGGAGAAUACAGCUUUCAAUGGAAGCUCGGGAUUCUCAGGUGAUAGGGAGCAGUGGCUGUGACAGAGGGCUGCUUGGACACGUGAGUGCAUGUGCACGCAUGCUCGUGUGCAUGCUGGGCUGCUUGUCUAAUCUGGUGGUGGUGGGUUUCUUCGAGGAGAAAAGAUACCCUCUUGCAGUGGCAAGAACAAGUGGCAGUUCUCUGCCCCUGCUCCCUGCCCUUUCCUUCCUCCCCCCUUGUCCUGAUGCCUCAAGGCUGAGGAGAAACACUGUAUCCAGACACAGGCCUUUGGACACUUCUCUGCAGAAAGUAGUUCCCAGGGCUUUGAAGAAAAGAGCCCUUCUGCAGCUGGCCUUGUUGCUUCCUCACCUCCUUCCUGUGCAUCACGCACUUGCUGCUGCCUCCUGAGCUCCAACAGAAAGGCAGGGCUGUGGAGCUUGGGUGGGUGGAAGCUUCAGGAGCUGGACCUGCCUGCCGCCCUCCUCUCCCACUGAGGCACUAGAAGUGUUCCCUAUCCCUGGGACCUCUGUACCCAAACUUAAACACUAAAUUGGGGGUCCAACUAGUUUUCCUUUUGAGUGUGUGGACAUAAAUGCUGAUCUAGAAUACAGUGUGGGUCCUGCACUAUCUCAGAGAGACAGAGUUAACGCCUUGAGAAGAACAAACCCAGCUCUGAUCCCGGCGGGUGUGAGGGUGACGUGUACUCUGUGAUCUGCCUGUUCUGUGCAGUGGGCUUUGGUGCUGCUUUAUCAGGGGCCAGGUAUAUGGGUUCUAGAGUACCUACCAUGACCUAGAAGCAUUUUGUAUUUUCUUUGAAGCCACGCUAUUUGCAUGAGUGUUACUUGUCUGUACCUCACAGUCUGGGGAUGUUAAUUUCAGAGCUCACAGUCCUCCAGAACAGAUUCAGAUUAUAGCCUUUUCUUUUCAAGAAGAAAUGAUUCACUGCAGAUGCAUGCCCUGAGCCAAACCUCACUGCUGCACUUUCCAAGGUGCUAAAAUUGCUGCUCUCCAAUGCUGACUUCAGUGGCACAGUGCUCUAGAACCCUGCCCUUGACCCUGAGCACUGAUCAGCUUAGCUAGAACAUGGUUGGUUCCUCUUGGAGGAGAUUUUCACUUGGUCCAGGAAUGUGGCAACAUAGUUGUGCUCGCUAGACUGUGGGACCAAAAUUGGCCUCAGGUGUUUAGUCCAGACUUUUGCUUUUGAGAGAGGACCGCACUUUUUAAUGGUAUUUAUAGGGGAGGUGGUAGACUGCAUGUGCCACUUGGUCUGUUGUGAGUAUGCUGAUCCCAGAAACUCAGAGCUGGUCUGUGGCAGGCAGUUGGGGUGGGGGGUCUCUGACUUGCUCAGGACAAACUAGGCCAGUGGUUUUCAAACUGCUUGGCAAAGCCCCACGGUUUCCUAGGGGUUGCCUCAGGAGUCCUUGGGGAGAUGAGAUGGGGGCUGAGCAGGCUGGGCUACUUGCCCUCAAACAGAACAGCUCCCCUUGUAGUUGUCUUACAUAUCGGGGUCCAGGGUAAGAUUUUAUUUGAAUUAAGGGGUUUGCUGCUGAAAAAAGUUGGAAAACCACUGACUAGAUCAUCAGCUUCAAAGUGGAGCCUGUGCUCCCCCAGGUGUGGGGCAGACGCUUCAUCCCAUCCUCUACCACAGGGUCUUGUUAGCUCUCCUGUGGUCCUUUAGCAACAGGGGCAGCAGGGACCAUGGUCAAGUUACCAAAAUGCCCUGUUCUGGGCCUUCACACCUGGGUGGAAAGAGGGGCUAUUUUCUGAAAAGGGUAAAGGGCUUGGUCUGGAUUCCUAAAAACAGCUUGGAUGGGACCACAGUGGGCAGUUUUGACCUGUCCUGUCCUUCUUAGCUUGAAGGGCAAUGGAAACCCCAGAGACUCUUAUGUCAGGGAAAAUAGGGACUCUUCUAGAGCCAUAUAGUUCCUUGGGAUUAGCUCUUGGCCAAGAAGGCUGAGGAUGGCUCCCAAUUUUUAAAUCCAUUUCACUUUUUAAAAAAAUAAAGGAAAUAAUGUAAUUGCCAUUUUUCAAAGAUUAAAUAGGUGGAGAGGGUGUUUCUUGCUCUCCAGAGCCCAAAGGGACAAAUAGGGACUUUGCUUUGGCCAAGGAAGGAGCGGAAGUAGGGCAACUAGGUCCUGCGGUUAUUAGCCCCACUCCCCACUUAUUUUAGGGCAUAUACUAUUUACUUUUUUAAAUCAUAAAAUGGCGGGAGAACAGAUUUGGUUAGUUUAGAAGAAAAAAGCUCUAUAAAUAUAAAUAUAUAUUCCUGUAUUUUUAUUUAAUAAUUUAUAAAUAUCAAGUUCAUUUGACUUUUAUUUUUGUGUAAUAUGUAAUGGUCGUAUUAAAAAAAAAUAAAUAAAGCCCAGAAGUUUAAUGAGAA